UUGGUGCGGGGCCGGGGCGGGGAUGGCGCCGUGACAGGAGAGCGCGCAGGGCCACCCUGCCUGGAUGCGGGGCCUGCGGCGUGAGCCGAGCCGCGUCCGUGCGGGGACGGGAGCAGGGCUGGCCUCGCCUCCCCGCCGCCGCGGAGCCGAGCGGUGAUAGGCCGCGGAGGAGGGGGGGGGAGCGCCGUGCCCCUUUGUUCGCCUCCCCACCCUGGUGAAGGGACCCCGCAGGCAAGGGGAGAAGAUGAGCAGCGAGGCGCUGUGGCUUUUCAAGCAGCUGAACCUCCACCUGGAGCAGGAGGGGCGGUUCCAGCCCCGGGAGAAGGGGCUCAGCCUCAUCGAGUGUGCGGCCGAGAAUGAAAACACUCUGUGUCCGAGACAAAGGAAUGGCAAGGUGGAAGAUCUUUGGAGUCUCACCAACUUCUUCGGUUUUGCAACUGAAACAUUUGUUUUGGCUGUUAACAUCCUGGACAGAUUCUUGGCUCUCAUGAAGGUGAAGCCGAAGCAUUUAUCUUGCAUUGGGGUUUGUUGUUUCCAACUGGCUGCCCGAGUGGUAGAAGACGAAUGCAAUAUUCCAUCUGCUCAUGAGAUCAUCCGGAUCAGCCAAUGUAAAUGCACUGUGUCCGACCUGAAACGGAUGGAAAAGAUAAUUUCAGAAAAGUUGCACUUUGAAUUUAAAGCUACUACUGCCUUAACCUUCUUGCACUUGUACCAUACUAUUGUACUCUGUCAUACCUCAGAACGGAAAGAAGUAUUGAAUCUGGACAAGUUGGAAGCACAGCUAAAAGCUUGCAACUGUCGUCUGGUCUUUUCUAAAGCAAAACCAUCUGUCUUGGCCUUGUGCCUUCUCACUCUGGAAGUUCAGACUUUGAAAUCUGUUGAGCUGAUGGAGAUCCUUCUGCGUGUUCAAAAGCAUUCAAAGAUAAGUGAUAGUGACCUGCUUUACUGGAGGGAACUGGUCUCAAAAUGCUUGGCAGAUUAUUCUUCUCCUGAAUGUUGCAAGCCUGAUCAUAAAAAGCUGGUUUGGAUUGUUUCAAGACGUACAGCCCAGAACCUACAAAACAGUUACUACAGUGUUCCUGAGUUGCCAACAAUACCAGAGGGUGGAUGUUUCAAUGAAAGUGAGAGUGAAGAUUCCUGUGAAGAUAUGAGCAGCGGAGAAGAAAGCCUUAGCACUUCUCCUCCGAGUGAUCUGGAAGGCACCUUCUUCUUUGAACUCAAACCUAAAACAAAGUGGCAAACUCUCAGCUGUCGGUCUUAGCGUUGUCUUGAUUGUUUUAGCUUGAGACUUUUAAUGCACAAUGGAGUCUUUUUGCAAUAAAAAAAUGAGGUGGUAAUCUGUAAACUGUAUUAAGGCAAGAAUUGCUGUGGUUUCUCAAUGCUUAGAAUGCCUGCCUUGGGUUUUUUGUUGUUGUGAUUUUAAGGAAGAAAAAAAUCCCAAUCAGGUCCCUAGGUCAGCAACAAAAUCUGUGUGGUUCUGUUGUCAACAAGCAUAAAUGCAAUACCUGAGGCACAGGGCCUGAGAAGGAGAGGUUAAGCAAAAUGAGGAUGCUCAGACUGGCAAAGUGGCUUUUGGGAGGGAAAUGGGAUUGAACAGCAGCCUUGUGGUAUCUUGGAGGAGAAGAUGAUUUCAGGGUCUUAACUGAGAAGCAUGGAGCAGGAAUGAGAAGCUUUCAUUAAACUGUGAGGUUCUUAGGUAAUAGCAGAAGCUUGCUCUGUGGGGACAGUCCAGCAUGGGACUGGACCAAGAGGGGCUCUGCAGUCAUUGUCCUGGGAGGUUCUCAGGAGUUGUCAUGUCAAAAUCCAUGCUAGGCUGGAAUUCAGCAUUAGCCCUGCUUUGAGCAGGGCAUUGGGCUGGAGUCCUCUUGAGGGCACCUCCACUCCUGUUUGGAAUUAGAUCACACUGGCUGAGUAGGUUAUGUGGAGUGACAUGUAUAUGUAGUACCAAGCUGAAAUGAUUUACUGUCAAAUGGGCCAAAUAGUGAAGCUGCUCUCACACUUUCUGUGCUGUGCUCCUUUUCAGCAGGAUCUUUAGUUGUAACCCUCCAAGUAGAUGGUUUUCUUUAAACUUGGUUUUUAUAAACUUCAGGAAUCUCUUGUCCACAACAGGAGCAUGAGGGGCAAGUAGCUGGUUUCUAGUCAGUACUCGCUUUCACUAAAGGAUAGUAUAAAGUGUGUGGCAGGGAGUAAUUAAUAUUUUCUUUAAUGCUGAUGUUUUUACACUGAUUCUCAUUUUAUGCUUCAGUGUGUUGAAAAUCUUCACUGUCAACCCAUACUGUUAGCCUAGGCUUAUUAACAUGGUUAAAUCUUGGUAAGUCUGCAUUCCUUUUAAUAUUUAACCUUGUAGUUGUUUUGCAAUAUAUUCAUGUUAUUGAUUGCAUCAUAACCAGACUUGUUUGCAUGCUUAUGUAAAGCAGUUAGUGCAGGAAAAGUGGAUAUUAUGCAGUAAUAUCAGGUAAAUGUGAUGUUGAUGAAGUAGUUAACGUAAUGGUUUUUUUCUCAACUUUUAUUAUUGAAGCACAAAUUGAAGUAUGAUUGGGUUUCUCCAUACUGGGGACGUGGUUAGGUAGCAAGUGGGCUAAUUAGCUGGGAAUAAUGGUGUGAAGUGUGUUGGUGCCAAAGUAGAAAUGAAGGAGCAGACAAGCUGAAGGCUGUUUUUGUAGAUGCAAGCCAUGUUUUAGGAUGGUAAGAGCGGUGCUGUGAGUUCAUAACUGUUUGUGAUUUCAGUUUUAUAAAAACAUAAAAAAAGUUUACAAAAAAUGUAUAUAAAAAUGUAAAUGAAAAAAUGUACAGAAAAAAAUGUAAAACAAAAAAUGAUCAGAAAAUACUGUAUUUUUUUACACUGUAUGUAACUUUUUUGUAGCCAUGUUGCAUGUAGAUAGUAAUUUAUUGUGUACUCUGUAUGAUAUACAUACUGUACAUCUGAAGACUUCUUACUGCUUCCUUUGGAAAUGGAGUGCUUUGGUUGCAGGUGACAAACCUACUGAGUCUUGUUUCAGUUCAGAAGAAGAAUAAACCAAGUGCUGUAUUUGUUAA
Molecule: messenger RNA, 3036 nt
Organism: Apus apus (common swift)
Lineage: Eukaryota; Metazoa; Chordata; Aves; Apodiformes; Apodidae
Gene: CCNG2
Product: cyclin G2
Exons: 7
Coding region: 245-1261 (338 amino acids)
Biological process (GO): mitotic cell cycle phase transition; regulation of cyclin-dependent protein serine/threonine kinase activity
Cellular component (GO): cytoplasm; cyclin-dependent protein kinase holoenzyme complex; nucleus
Molecular function (GO): cyclin-dependent protein serine/threonine kinase regulator activity
Source: RefSeq, a predicted model, not a curated record